AUGUCUGCUCUGGUCGCCGAGACUUCGCUCUGCCGGCUUCUUUCUCCAAUUUUAACGGCAGCUGGUUUGACCAUGGAGAUGCGAGUGAUGGAUGACAGAAAGAAGACUGAGAUGGAUCCACAUUGGGUGAAGUGGAAAUUACUUGCUGCCAGUGUGCUGCUGCUCACAUUGUACCACAGCAUCACUGCUGCUGUCAGCAUGAAGGAACACCUGGCUGAUUGUCUAGAGGACAAAGACUACGAUGAACUGCUGCAGACUGUGAAGAACGGCCUCUCGCACAUAAAUACAUCUCAUCAUGUUGUUAUUGUCGGAGCUGGCGUGGCUGGACUGACCGCUGCCAAGCUACUGCAAGACGCAGGACACAAGGUAACCAUAUUGGAGUCGAGUGGCCGUGUUGGAGGACGGGUGGAGACCUAUAGGAAUGAAGAAGAGGGCUGGUAUGCUGAACUGGGAGCCAUGAGGAUCCCGAGUACUCACAACAUCGUCCGUUGGUUCGCUGAUGAACUAGGAGUCAAGCUGAAUCCAUUUUCAAUGAGUGACGACAACACAUUUUACCUCAUCCGUGGGUUGCGGAAAAGGACGUACGCAGUCAAAGCAAAUCCUGACAUCCUAAAGUAUAAACUGCCAAAAAGCGAGAGGGGGAAGUCAGCCAACCAACUGUUACAGCAAGCUCUGCAGAAGGUGAAAGAUGAAGUGAAGGCCCAUGGCUGCAGAGCUGCACUGAAGAAGUACGACCAUUAUUCUGUGAAGGAAUAUCUGAAAGAAGAAGGCAAACUGAGUCCAGAAGCAGUGAUGAUGAUUGGAGACUUACUCAAUGAACAGAGCCUCAUGCACCUUGCGCUGACUGAGAUGAUCUAUAUCCAGAGUGACGUCAGUGACAGCACCUUGUACGAUGAAGUGACUGGCGGGUCAGAUCUCCUAACCAAAGCUUUUCUUACUGUCCUUGAUGUCCCCAUCCACCUCAACUCUAAAGUCAAACGUAUCAGCCAAUCAGAUAAAGGUGUGAUUGUAUCGUAUCAGACAGGCCAGCAGUCCUCUUUGAUAGACCUUUCCUCUGACAUCGUCCUGGUAACAACCACAGCCAAAGCAGCCCUUUUCAUUGACUUUGAUCCACCUCUCUCAAUCAGAAAGAUGGAGGCACUGAGGGCAGUCCACUAUGAAAGCUCUACUAAAAUCAUUCUCACCUUCAGUGAGAAGUUCUGGGAGAAAGAUGGCAUCCGAGGAGGAAAGAGCAUCACCGACCAGCCCUCUCGUUUCAUCUACUACCCCAGCCACAGUUUCCCAACCAAUAAGACCAUUGGUGUCCUCCUAGCCUCCUACACCUGGUGUGACGAUUCCCUCCUCUUCUUAGGUGCAAGUGAUGAAGACCUGAAAGAGCUGGCUCUGAGAGAUUUGGCAAAGAUACACGGUGAGAGGGUCAAGUCUCUCUGCACAGGGGUGGUGGUGAAAAGGUGGAGCGCGGAUCCUCACAGCUUGGGUGCCUUUGCUCUCUUCACACCCUACCAACAUUUAGAGUACUCUAAAGAGCUCUUCAGAAGUGAAGGCAGGGUGCACUUUGCUGGUGAACACACAGCCUUUCCUCACGCUUGGAUCGAGACAUCUAUGAAAUCUGCGAUCAGGGCUGCUUCCAACAUUAACAAAGUGUCAGCUAGAACGCAACACCACGACGAGCUCUAGGAUCUUAAAACGAGCACUUUUGCUUGGUUGCCUUAGGAGUGAGUCUCAUUUAUUUGCAAUCCCGCCAUGCAGCUCUAAUCGGCAUCAGACUGGCGGAUUUUUGGCAGUGAAAGAUGGCUUGAUGUUGCUAAAAGUAUAAUCAGAUGUCAUUCACUUACACAGUGUUUUGAGCGAUUACUGUCUAUGAUAACAAUCUGUGCACCACUAAUGUUUUUUCAAGCU
Perca flavescens (yellow perch) is the source of this 1899-nucleotide messenger RNA. Its product is annotated as L-amino-acid oxidase. The record is from RefSeq and is a predicted model, not a curated record. The coding region runs from base 1 to 1677 and encodes 558 amino acids. Gene Ontology annotation, biological process: amino acid catabolic process. NCBI's taxonomy places the organism in Eukaryota, Metazoa, Chordata, Actinopteri, Perciformes, Percidae. The transcript is spliced from 8 exons. Gene Ontology annotation, molecular function: L-amino-acid oxidase activity.